Molecule: messenger RNA, 2586 nt
Organism: Anopheles stephensi (Asian malaria mosquito)
Lineage: Eukaryota; Metazoa; Arthropoda; Insecta; Diptera; Culicidae
Gene: PQBP1
Exons: 2
Coding region: 107-1570 (487 amino acids)
Molecular function (GO): protein binding
Source: RefSeq, a predicted model, not a curated record
CCAAAUGUAAACAAACAACUUUUGCUACCGGGUGUGUGAGUUUUGUGCGGACCGUGCGAGCAGUUUCCAAACGUAUUUCAUCGGUUAAUAUCAAAUUUUCAUAAUCAUGACACUACCCGAGGCGCUUCUGAAGCGCCUGGCCAAACGUGGAAUCAUACCGGAAGGUAGCGGUAAGCAAACUGCAUCCGGAACGAAUGAAGCUCACCCAGCGAAAGGACCAUCCACCGUCGACGGUGCUGAUUCUGACCGGGAUCGCGAACGAGAAUCCGACAACAACUACUCGACCGACCGAGAUUCGGACCAAGACUCGGAUCGUGACGAUGCAGACGAGGAUCGGCGUGAGCCGGAAGCCGUCAACGAGGAAAUCAUUGCCGAAGAUUACGACGAGUACGACCAGGUGAACCCGGACACGUUCGAGUAUGCGGCCAAAAAGAAGGCCAAUCCUGCGCUGGGAUGGACGGAAAAGAUGAAGCAGAAGAUGACCAAACGGUACGGCUACCAGUCGGUGGACGGAUGCCAGAACAAGUACAACGUCUAUCACCUCUGCACGAUGUACUGCGUCAAGCGGUACGGCGAGAUAGAGUUCGACAUCGAGAAGGAGUACGAGAAACGCGUCAAGCGACUGCUCGAACGCUAUCCGCUGCCGAAGAAUUGGCGCAAAGAGUACGACAUCGGGUGCAAAGCGUUCUAUUUCUACAACAAGGAUACGCGUGUGGUAUCGUGGUUGCCACCGACCCACCCGGACGCCAAGCUUACCAAAAGCGCCAAACUGCUGCGCCGCGAGUUGAUGGAGGAGCAGAAACAGAAGGAAGCGGCCAGUGAAGCCGCUCCGCCAACGGUCGUUGUGGAAAGCUAUCCACCGGCCGCCAUCAUACCACCCGCGAAACCGCUCAUAGGACCAGCCAAUACAGCUCCACCGAUGGCCAGCAGCGCAGCGGGGACGGGCCCGGGUGGAGAAAAUCUAAAACCACCCAUUGUGAAUCCUCCGAAGCGUCCGCUUAAAACGCCGGGCAGUAGGGAUGCGAAUGAGAAGCGACCGCGCACAUUCUCGUCCGGGAAUGAAGCCAUCGGCGAUACGGCAAUAUCCGAGAGUGAGCGGGAUCGUGAGUAUCGCUCGGAUCGUAAUCGUGACCGGCGUGAUCGGGAACGGCGGGAUCGCGAUCGUAGUCCGGCAGCAAGAGGUGACGACAAUCGAUUCGGUGAGCGCGAUCGAAACCGUGAUCGGGAUCGCGACCGGGACCGCGAAUAUCACCAUCGUGACCGUCGCCCGCCACGUGGACCACCAAAGUCCGCCCCACUAGACCCGAUGGAUCCGGCCGCCUACUCCGACAUACCUCGUGGAACUUGGUCAGCCGGACUGGAGACGGCCUCCUCCGCGGGUGGCACGAAAAAAGAAAAGGACGAACGUAAAAACAAGCAAUCGAAGGCGGCCGAGGACAACGACGAGGAUGGCUCCGGUGCUGAUGGAGAGGGUGGUGGUGGCGGUGGUGCGCACGAGGUGCUUAAAAUAUCGGCCGUGAAAGAAUUUCACCAGGAAGAACAGGAUGACCCGGGCCAAGAUACGGAUUGAGCAAUCGAUUGCUUCCCAAUGACAUUUUCACUAUCCAUUUAUUGCAACGAUACACCUUGCGGGUGUAUUUGUGACGGUGGCCUUGUAAGCUUUUUUUUUUCUCUGUCCAAGAAACGGGCCCUUGAUCCUGGUUUCGAGGCAGGAUUUUUGUAUGUUUGUUUGAAAUCUAUCUAACAGCAGCAGCAGGGGGAUCGUUAAAAGCGGUAUCAACUCUUCUUCAGCCCCAUUUGCAUCCUUUGGAUGCAUGCGCGCCCGAUUUGCACUUGAUUCGUGUUUGUAGUUUAACAAUACAUCUACAGCCUACGGUAUCUAUAGCUCUAUAGAAAUCUGUGUCCGGCCCCGUCGCGUUUUCCAUCGGCCCGUAUCAACUAAAUAGAACAGCUCCACUCCAGCUACCGAUGUGUUUUUGUCAGAGUAAUUGCUUCACUCACCUGAAUCUUUCCCGUGUUUCGAUUCCAAUUUUAUUGGUUUGAAACUAACGAUUCCUUCCCGUACAGCUCCGGGCAACCGGGUCCGUGUGUAUCGGCUUCACUAGGGCUAACUUAAUCCGCGCACAUGUUUUUUUUAUGGCAUUUUGUUCCCUUGCACGCUUUGCCCAGGGCCAUCUGAACGUGGCCGUGUUCCCGCAGCGCGCUUAAUGCGAUAAUCUUACGUUUUAAAAGAAUUUGCGCGCUUUAACAACAUAAUAAUAGAAACAAUAGCAAACGACGCGUACGAAGAAUAAACUAAUACGAAGGAUCGUCGACAGUGGUGUAAAAAUAAAAUCAACAAGUGUACAAUACAUGCUAGUUUGGGUGAGGGGGUUCGUUGCACAUGUUUCUACAAAACUUAGAGUCGAGUGGCAAACGCUACUCUAUAAGAAGUGUUGUGUGACUUUUGGCCAACGGGUUUGCGGGUCCGUUAAAUUGCGAGUGAAGCAGCUGAAUAGCUACCGUCUAUUGCAUUUUUGUGUCCGUAUUGCUUUGUCCCUGGUUCUCGAUCGAAAUUAAAAUAAUAAAAAUGAAACUAAAACAAAA